Messenger RNA from Leptosia nina, 831 nucleotides. The record is from the annotation of a GenBank genome assembly. Lineage: Eukaryota; Metazoa; Arthropoda; Insecta; Lepidoptera; Pieridae.
AUGGUGAGAGUAACUGGCGAUGUAUCCAAUGGGCCAAAAGACAGCAAAGAAUUCAUUAUCUGUGGGCUGUGUGUUUUCCAAAUAAGAUCAUAUUCAAUAAUCUCCUCGUGGUUCACGAACUCUUCGCGUAAAUGUCUAUUUCUCAUAAAAUUUUCCGCUCAGCAAAUUGGCGAUUUUAAUUUAAAAUUAUCUAGUAAUGUACUCGGAAUUGAAAAUAAAUGCCUUCUAAGUCAAGAUGGAACUUGGCAGUUAAUUGGUCAGAUUGCAGAGAAAAAUAUCUGUGAAGUUGAAAUUGAUGUUACAGUUACAGUUGAUAUAGUAGCCCACGCAGGUUCAUUUGCUGUCCUGUACAAUGAUAAUGAUUUGACAGAUUUUAUGUUAAAAGGUGAAGAUGGCAGUGUGCAAAUGCAUAGGGCAGUGUUAGCUGCAACAAGUCCUGUACUACGUAGAAUGCUUCGAGGAACUUGGAAAGAGACCAGCGAAGGUCAUGUUGAUGUUUCUGGAACCUCCAAAGAGACCUUGCAACAUUUAAAGAAUUAUUUGUACUUGCAUACAGUGCCGGAAGUGGGUUUGGAACAACUUUUGCUUUUAGCUGCUUAUUACAUGGUUUCAGAUUUGGAACGGAAAUGUGUUGACAAAUUAAUGAUUAAAUUGAAAGCUGAAAACACUGUGGAUUUGCUACAAUUCGCAGUUAAACAUAAUAUAACUUCACUUGUACUAUCUAUUCUAGAUUGUGUUGGAUGUGGAGCUGUUAGUGCAAGGGAAAUAAGAGAUUGUGUUAUGAAAACAGAAGAAAUGCCGACGUUGAAAGGUUUUACAGAGCCUGCUUAA